This is a messenger RNA of Lecanosticta acicola, 1569 nucleotides long. NCBI's taxonomy places the organism in Eukaryota, Fungi, Ascomycota, Dothideomycetes, Mycosphaerellales, Mycosphaerellaceae. The record is from the annotation of a GenBank genome assembly.
AUGUCUGCAAAGUCCAUCCUCGAGGCCGACGGCAAGGCCAUCCUCAACUACCAUCUCACUCGCGCUCCCGUCAUCAAGCCAACCCCGCUUCCUCCUUCCCAAACCCACAACCCACCCGCCAAGCUCGCAACCAUCACCUUCGAGGACGGCGACGACGUCAACGGUGUGCUCGAUGCUGCCGAGGCCAAAUACCCCUUCCUCCUGCAGCCCGGUGCGAAAUUCGUUGCGAAGCCCGACCAGCUGAUCAAGCGGAGAGGCAAGUCUGGCCUCCUGAAGCUCAACGCGACAUGGCCCGAGGCGAAGGAGUGGGUCGCGGCCCGUGCAAACAAGGUGCAGAAGGUCGAGCACGUCGAGGGUGCUCUGAGGACGUUCCUCGUCGAGCCUUUCGUGCCACACCCGCAAGACACGGAAUACUACAUCAACAUCAACUCCGUUCGUGAGGUAAGUCGAGUGCCUGCGAGCCAAGUGGGAAAGCUCUAAUCUCGAGAUUCAAGGGUGACUGGAUUCUCUUCUACCACGAGGGCGGUAUUGACGUGGGAGAUGUCGACUCCAAGGCCGAGAAGCUCUUGAUCCCCAUUGACCUCAAGGAAUACCCGAGCAACGAGCAGAUCGCAGCUGGUCUCCUCUCCCAGGUCCCCAAGGGCGUUCACCCCGUGCUCAUCGACUUCAUCUCGCGACUAUACGCCGUCUACGUCGACUGCCAGUUCACCUACCUCGAGAUCAACCCGCUGGUCGUCAUUCCCAACGCAGACGUCACAUCAGCCGAUGUGCACUUCCUGGAUCUGGCAGCGAAGCUCGACCAGACCGCUGAGUUUGAGUGCGGUGUCAAGUGGGCCAUUGCACGUGCGCCAGCUGCUCUCGGCAUCCCCGUCCUUUCCAGCAAGGACACCAAGGUCACAAUCGACGCCGGCCCGCCAAUGGAGUUCCCGGCUCCAUUCGGUCGUGAGCUGAGCAAGGAGGAGUCCUACAUUGCCGAGAUGGACGCCAAGACUGGUGCUUCGCUCAAGCUCACAAUCCUCAACUCGCAGGGUCGCAUCUGGACUCUUGUUGCUGGCGGUGGUGCUUCCGUCGUGUACGCCGAUGCCAUUGCAUCCGCUGGCUUUGCAUCCGAACUGGCAAACUACGGUGAAUACUCUGGUGCACCAACGGAGACUCAGACCUUCCACUACGCACGAACUGUUCUAGAUCUGAUGCUCCGCGCUCCUCAACACCCGGACGGCAAGGUCUUGUUCAUCGGUGGCGGUAUUGCCAACUUCACCAACGUAAGUCCAACAGCAAUGUUCCUCGUUGAGAAGCAGCUAAUCAUCCCCGUAGGUCGCCUCCACGUUCAAGGGUGUCAUCCGUGCCCUUCGCGAAGUCGCCCCUCUCCUGAACGAGCACAAGGUCCAGAUCUGGGUCCGCCGUGCCGGUCCCAACUACCAGGAAGGUCUCAAGAACAUCAAGGCCGUCAGCAAGGAGCUCGACCUCGACAUGCACGUUUUCGGCCCCGAGAUGCACGUGUCCGGCAUCGUACCACUCGCACUUGUUCCAGGCAAGUACCACGACGGGGUCAAGGAGUUUGAGGGAUAA